Messenger RNA from Phacochoerus africanus (Common warthog), 791 nucleotides. It is a transcript of the gene HPGDS, whose product is annotated as hematopoietic prostaglandin D synthase. Gene Ontology annotation, molecular function: glutathione transferase activity. The record is from RefSeq and is a predicted model, not a curated record. NCBI's taxonomy places the organism in Eukaryota, Metazoa, Chordata, Mammalia, Artiodactyla, Suidae. Gene Ontology annotation, biological process: glutathione metabolic process. The transcript has 6 exons. Bases 36 to 635 code for a protein of 199 amino acids.
UAGAACUCCACAGAGAUACAGCCCAAAAUCACACCAUGCCCAACUACAAACUCACUUAUUUUAAUAUGAGGGGGAGAGCAGAAAUUAUUCGUUAUAUAUUUGCAUAUUUGGACAUAAAGUAUGAAGACCACAGAAUAGAACAAGCUGAUUGGCCCCAAAUCAAGCCAACUCUUCCAUUUGGCAAAAUCCCCAUUUUGGAAGUUGAUGGACUUAACCUUCACCAGAGCCUAGCAAUAGCAAGAUAUUUGGCCAAAAAUACAGAUUUGGCUGGAAAAACAGACUUGGAGCAAUGUCAAGUUGAUGCAAUUGUGGACACGUUGGACGAUUUCAUGUCUUGCUUUCCUUGGGCAGAGAAAAAACAGGAUGUAAAAGAUCAGAUAUUUAAUGAGCUACUUACAUGUGAUGCACCUCAUCUUCUACAAGAUUUGGACACAUAUUUAGGAGAGAAAGAGUGGUUUAUUGGGAACUCUGUAACUUGGGCAGAUUUCUACUGGGAAAUUUGUAGUACCACACUUUUGGUCUUUAAACCUGAUUUGUUGGACAUCCAUCCAAGGCUGGCGACGUUACGGAAGAAGGUCCAAAGCAUUCCUGCCAUCGCCAACUGGAUACAGCAAAGGCCCCAAACCAAGCUCUAGGUGAUGUCAGCUGCCUCCAAACUUUGUUAUCCUUUCCGGCUUCACUUCCAUCAGACAAGAAGCUCUAUCAGCAUGCCACACUUUGCACUCUUUCCUCCCCAGCUCCAUCAAGACUUCCACUUUUCCAUAUUCUGCUUAUUAGGAAAAAAGAAAAAU